GGCUGGGACACACCUACUUCAACUUUCUCAGCAGCCUCUUGUCUGGUGCGUCUUCCUGCUCCGUCUCUGCACCUCCCUCCCGAGCCUGUCAGCCGGGUGCUAGGGAAAGAGGCUCCAGUGGGGCAGCCCAGCCGGGGGUACCCUCCCCUACCUGAAGGGCACAGGUUUUGGGAGUUUUUCCACCAUGAUUAUUGCCUCGUUGGGUUUUGUCGUUUUCAUGCUCCAUUGUACAACCUGUGAGAAGCCCCUAGAAGGAAUCGCCUCGUCCUCCGCCUGGCACUUCACACACACACUUUAUAAUGCAACCAUCUAUGAAAAUUCUGCUCCCAAGACCUAUGUGGAGACGUCUGUGAAAAUGGGCAUGUACCUUGCUGAGCCCCAGUGGGCAGUGAGAUACCGCAUCAUCUCCGGAGACGUGGCCAAUGUGUUUAAAACCGAGGAGUACGUGGUAGGCAACUUCUGCUUCCUGAGAAUCAGGACGAAGAGCAGCAACACGGCCCUGCUGAACAGGGAGGUGCAAGAUAGCUACACCCUCAUCGUCCAAGCCACGGAGAAGACCUUGGAGUUAGAAGCCUUGGCCCGUGUGGUGGUCCACAUCCUGGACCAGAAUGACCUGAAGCCCCUCUUCUCCCCACCUUCCUACCGAGUCACUAUCUCCGAGGACAUGCCCCUUAAGAGCCCCAUCUGCAAGGUGACCGCCACGGAUGCUGAUCUGGGCCAGAACGCUGAGUUCUAUUAUGCCUUCAACACCAGGUCAGAGAUAUUUGCCAUCCACCCCACCAGCGGUGUGGUCACCUUGGCUGGGAAGCUUAACGUCACCUGGCGAGGGAAGUAUGACCUCCAGGUGCUCGCUGUGGACCGCAUGAGGAAAAUCUCAGAGGGCAAUGGGUUUGGCACGUUGGCUGCACUCACCGUUCAUGUGGAGCCUGCCCUCAGGAAGCCCCCGGCCAUUACCUCGGUGGUGGUGGCCCCACCAGACAGCUGUGAGGGUGCAACCUAUGCCACUGUAGUGGUAGAGGCCAACAGCUCCGGCGCUGAAAUGGACUCACUGGAAAUUGUUGAUGGUGACCCUGGAGGGUACUUCAAAGCCAUCCAGUCGUAUGCCCGGAGCAGGGAGUUCAGUUUGGUGUCCGUCAAAGACAUUAACUGGCUGGAGCACCUUCAUGGAUUCAACCUCAGCCUGCAGGCCAGGAGUGGGAGCAGGCCUUUUUAUUCCCAGGUCAGGGGCUUUCACCUACCCCCUUCCAAGCUGACCUCCCUCAAAUUUGAAAAGGCUGUUUACAGAGUGCAGCUUAGCGAGCUUUCCCCUCCUGGCAGCCGUGUGGUGAUGGUGAAAGUAACCCGAGCUCUCCCCAACCUGCAGUAUGUUCUAAAGCCAUCCUCAGAGAGUGCAGGGUUUAAACUGAAUGCUCGCACUGGGCUCAUCACCACUACAAGGCUCAUGGACUUCCAUAACCGAGCCCACUACCAGCUACAUGUCAGGACCUCCCCGGGCCUGGCCUCCACCACUGUGGUCAUUGACAUUGUGGACAGUAACAACCAUGCCCCUGUCUUCGACAGGCCUUCCUACACCGGCACCUUUGAUGAGAACAUCCCCCCAGGCACCAGUGUUUUGACUGUUACUGCCACAGACCGGGAUCAUGGAGAGAAUGGCUAUGUCACCUAUUCCAUCACUCAUCCAAGAAAUGUGCCCUUUUCUAUCGACCCUUACCUGGGGAUCAUCUUCACCUCCAAACCUAUGGACUAUGAGCUUAUGAACAGAAUUUAUGCCUUCCAGGUACGGGCAUCAGAUUGGGGAUCCCCGUUUCGCCAGGAGAAGGAAGUGUCUGUUUCUCUUCGGCUCAGUAACUUGAAUGACAACAAACCUAUGUUUGAGGAAGUCAACUGCACUGGGUCUAUCCGUGAAGACUGGCCAGUAGGAAAAUCCAUAAAGACUGUGUCAGCUAUAGAUGUGGAUGAGCUUCAGAACCUAAAGUACGAGUUUGUGGCAGGCAACGAACUAGAGUAUUUUGAUCUAAACCCUUUCUCUGGAGUGAUAUCCCUCAAACGCUCUUUUAUGAAUCAUACUACCGGUCAACCCAUCAAUUACUCCCUGAAAAUUACAGCCUCCGAUGGGAAAUACUAUGCCUCGCCCACAACUUUGAAUGUUACUGUAGUCAAGGACCCUCGUUUCGAAGUUCCUAUAACCUGUGAUAAAACAGGGGUGCUGACACAUUUCACAAAGACUAUCCUCCACUCUGUCGGGCUUCCGAACCAGGACUCCGAUGAUGAGGACUUCACUUCCCUAAGUGCAUAUCAGAUCAAUCAUCACACCCCCCAGUUUGAGGACCACUUCCCACAGUCCAUUGACAUCCUUGAGCAUGUCCCUCUCAACACCUCCCUGGCCCGCCUGGCAGCCACUGACCCUGAUGCUGGCUUUAAUGGCAAACUGGUCUAUGUGAUCGCAGAUGGCAAUGAAGAGGGCUGCUUUGACAUUGAGCUGGAGACAGGGCUGCUCACCAUAGCUGCCCCCUUGGACUAUGAAACCACCAGUUUCUACGUCCUCAAUGUAACAGUGUAUGACCUGGGAACUCCCCAGAAAUCCUCCUGGAAGUUUCUGACAGUGAAUGUAAAAGAUUGUAAUGACAACGCACCCCGAUUUCCUCCUGGUGGGUACCAGAUAACCAUCUCAGAGGACACAGAAGUUGGAACCACAAUUGCAGAGCUGAAAGCAAGUGAUGCUGACUCGGAUGACAAUGGGAGGGUUCACUACACCCUGCUAAGCCCCACAGAGAAGUUUUCCCUCCACCCCCUCACAGGGGAACUGGUUGUCACAGGGCCCCUGGACAGGGAAUCAGACCCUCGGUAUAUACUCAAGGUGGAGGCCAGAGAUCAGCCCAGGAAGGGCCACCAGCUCUUCUCUGUCACUGACCUGACCAUCACAUUGGAAGAUGUCAAUGACAACUCUCCCCAGUGUAUUACAGAACUCAGUAGCCUGAAGGUCCCAGAGGACCUCCCCCCAGGAACCAUCCUAACAUUUCUGGAUGCCUUUGAUCCUGACCUGGGCCCAGCGGGAGAAGUGCGAUAUGUCCUGGUAGAUGAUGCCCAUGAGACCUUCCAGGUGAACCCGAUGACUGGUGCACUCAGCCUGGAGAAAGAGCUGGACUUUGAGAGGCAGGCUGGGUAUAACCUGAGCCUGUGGGCCAGUGACAGUGGGAGGCCCCUGGCCCGCAGGACCCUCUGCCACGUGAAGGUGACAGUCCUGGAUGUGAAUGAGAAUCUCCACCCUCCCACCUUUGCCUCCUUUGUGCACCAAGGCCAGGUGCAGGAGAACAGCCCCCCAGGAACCCAGGUGAUGGUAGUGGCUGCCCACGAUGAUGACAAUGGCUUGGAUGGGGAGCUCCAGUACUUCUUGCGGGCUGGCACCAGUCUUACAACUUUUAGCAUCAACCAAGACACAGGACUGAUUCAGACUCUGGCGCCCCUGGACCGGGAAUUUGUGUCCUGCUACUGGCUGACGGUCCUAGCAGUAGAUCGCGGUUCCGUACCCCUCUCUGCUGUAACUGAAGUCUACAUCGAGGUUACAGAUGUCAAUGACAACCCACCCCGGAUGUCCAGACCCGUGUUCUACCCCUCCAUCCGGGAGGAUGCGCCCUUGCACACUUCUGUGCUAGAGCUGGAUGCCUGGGACCCGGACGCCAGCUCCAAAGGGAAGCUGACCUUCAACAUCACCAGUGGGAACCACAUGGGAUUCUUUGUUAUUCACCCUGUCACAGGUCUGCUGUCCACGGCCCGGCAGCUGGACCGAGAGAACAAGGAUGAGCACAUCCUGGAGGUGGCUGUGCUGGACAACGGGGAUCCGCCGCUACGGUCCACCUCCAGGGUGGUGGUGUGCGUCUUGGACGUCAACGACAACCCCCCUAUGUUCUCCCACAAGCUCUUCAAUGUCCGUCUUCCAGAGAGGCUGAGCCCGGUGACCUAUGGGCCUGCCUACAGGCUGGUGGCUUCAGACCUGGAUGAGGGUCUCAAUGGCAGGGUCACCUACAGUAUUGAGGAGAGCGACAAGGAGGGCUUCAGCAUCGACCCGGUCACGGGCGUGGUGUCAUCCAGCAGCGCCUUCACGGCCGGAGAGUACAACAUCCUAACGAUCAAGGCAACAGACAGUGGGCAGCCGCCGCUCUCGGCCAGUGUCCGGCUACACAUUGAGUGGAUUCCCCAGCCCCGGCCCUCCUCCAUCCCACUGGCCUUCGAUGAGCCUCACUACAGCUUUACAGUCAUGGAGACAGACCCCGUGAACCACAUGGUAGGGGUCAUCAGUGUGGAGGGCCGACCCGGCCUCUUCUGGUUCAGUAUCUCAGGUGGGGACAAGGACAUGGACUUCGACAUUGAGAAGACCACGGGCAGCAUCAUCAUUGCCAAGCCUCUCGAUACGAGGAGGAGGUCGAGUUAUAAUUUGACCGUGGAGGUGACCGAUGGGUCCCACACCAUUGCCACCCAGAUUGAUGAAAACGACAAUGCCCCCAUGUUCUUAAAGUCGACUUUUGUGGGCCAAGUUAGUGAAGCAGCUCCAUUGUACAGCAUGAUCAUGGAUGAAAACAACAACCCCUUUGUGAUUCGUGCCUCUGACAGUGACGGAGAAGCUAAUUCCUUGUUGGUCUAUGAAAUUUUAGAGCAAGAGGCCUUGAAGUUUGUCAAAAUUGAUCCCAGCAUGGGAACGCUAACCAUCAUAUCAGAUAUGGAUUAUGAGAGCAUGACCUCUUUGCAGUUCAGCAUCUAUGUCCAUGACCAAGGAAGCCCCAUAUUAUUUGCACCCAAGUCCGCCCAGGCCAUCAUCUAUAUCAGAGAUGUAAAUGACUCUCCUCCCAGGUUCUCAGACCAGGUAUAUGAAGUAACAAUAGUGAAGCCCAUCCAUAGGGGUAUGGAUCUACUCGAGGUGUCGGCCAGUGACGAUGACUCAGAAGUCAAUUAUAGCAUCAAAACUGGCAACGCUGAUGAAGCUGUCGCUAUCCAUCCCACCAAUGGUCGCAUAUCUGUAUUGAAUCCUUUUCUCUUGGGACACUCUCGGGAGCUCACCAUCAAGGCUUCUGAUGGCCUGUAUCAAGAUACUGCACUGGUAAAAAUUUCUUUGACACAAGCUCUUAACACAAGCUUACGGUUUGACCAGCAUGUCUACAGGGCAACAGUGAAGGAGAAUUCACAGGACAGAAAGGCACUGGUGAUUCUUGGUGUCCAGGGAAAUCAUUUGAAUGACACUCUUCACUACUUCCUCUUAAAUGGCACAGACAUGUUUUGUAUGGUCAAGUCAGCAGGCGUGUUGCAGACAAGAGGUGUGGCAUUUGACAGAGAACAGCAGGACACUCAUGAGGUGGCAGUGGAACUGAGGGACAAUCGGACCCCUCAGCGGGUGGCUCAGGCUCUGGUCAGAGUCUCUGUUGAGGACGUCAAUGACAAUCACCCUGAAUUUAAGCAUCUGCCCUAUCAUACAAUCAUCCAAGAUGGCACAGAGCCAGGGGAUGUCCUCUUUCAGGUAUCUGCCACUGACCAAGAUUUGGGAGUAAAUGCUGUUGUCACAUAUGCAUUUGCAGAAGAUUACACAUAUUUUCGAAUUGACCCCUAUCUUGGAGACAUAUCACUGAAGAAACCUUUUGAUUAUCAAGCUUUAAAUAAGUACUACCUCAAAGUCAUUGCUCGGGAUGCAGGAACCCCAUCCCUCCAGACUGAGGAAGAGGUACUUGUCAUCGUAAGAAAUAAAUCCAACCCACUGUUUCAGAGUCCUUACUACAAAAUCAGAGUGCCUGAAAAUAUCACACUCUAUACCCCAAUUCUCCACACUCAGGCCCGGAGUCCAGAGGGACUCCGGCUCAUCUACAACAUUGUGGAGGAAGAACCCUUGAUGCUGUUCACCAUUGACUUUAAGACUGGUGUCCUAACGGUAACAGGCCCUUUGGACUACGAGUCUAAGACCAAACACGUGUUCACAGUCAGAGCCACAGACACAGCUCUGGGGUCAUUUUCUGAAGCCACAGUGGAAGUCCUGGUAGAGGACGUCAAUGAUAACCCUCCCACCUUCUCGCAAUUGGUCUACACCACUUCAGUCUCAGAAGGCUUGCCUGCUCAGACCCCUGUGAUCCAACUCUUGGCUUCUGACCAGGAUUCAGGAAAGAACCGCGAUGUCUCCUAUCAGAUCGUAGAGGAUGGCUCAGAUGUUUCUGAAUUCUUCCAGAUCAAUGGGAGCACAGGGGAAAUGUCCACAGUUCGAGAGCUGGAUUAUGAAGCCCAGCAACACUUUCAUGUGAAGGUCAGGGCCAUGGAUAGAGGAGACCCCCCACUCACUGGUGAAACCCUUGUGGUUGUCGGUGUGUCUGACAUCAAUGACAACCCCCCAGAGUUCAGGCAACCUCAGUAUGAAGCCAGUGUUAGUGAGCUGGCAACCUGUGGACACCUGGUUCUCAAAGUUCAAGCUCUAGACCCCGACAACAGGGAUACCUCUCGCCUAGAGUACCUGAUUCUUUCUGGCAAUCAGGACCGGCACUUCUCCAUUAACAGCUCAUCAGGAAUCAUUUCUAUGUUGAACCUUUGCAAAAAGCAUCUGGACUCUUCUUACAAUUUAAGGGUAGGUGCUUCUGAUGGGGUCUUCCUAGCAACGGUGCCUGUGUAUAUCAACACAACAAAUGCCAACAAGUAUAGCCCAGAGUUCCAGCAGCAUGUUUACGAGGCAGAAUUAGCAGAGAAUGCGAAGGUAGGAACCAAGGUGAUUGAGUUGCUCGCCAUAGACAAAGAUAGUGGUCCCUACGGCACUGUAGAUUAUACCAUCAUCAAUAAACUAGCAGGUGAGAAGUUCUCCAUAAACCCCCGUGGCCAGAUCACCACUCUGCAGAAACUGGAUAGGGAAAAUUCAACAGAGAGAGUCAUUGCUAUCAAGGUCAUGGCUCAGGAUGGAGGAGGAAGGGUGGCCUUCUGCACUGUGAAGAUCAUCCUCACGGAUGAAAAUGACAAUGCCCCACAGUUCAAAGCCUCUGAGUACAUAGUGUCCAUUCAAUCCAAUGUCAGUAAAGACUUCCCAGUUAUCCAGGUGCUGGCCUACGACGCAGAUGAAGGUCGGAAUGCAGAUGUCACCUACUCCAUGGACUCGAUAAAGGGCUUGGAUAAAAAUAUCACUGAAAUCAACCCCACCACUGGUGUUGUGAAGGUGAAAGAGAGCCUGGUAGGACUGGAAAAUCGGGCCUUUGACUUAAAAAUCAAAGCCCAAGAUGGAGGCCCUCCUCACUGGAACUCUCUGGUGCAGCUACAGCUCUGGGUAGUUGCUAAUGAAGCAUCCUUGCCCAAAUUUUCGGAACCUCUGUAUACUUUCUCUGCAUCUGAGGACCUUCCAGAAGGGUCUGAAAUUGGUUCUGUUAAAGCAGUGGCAGCUCAAGAUCCAGUCAUCUAUAGUCUAGUGCAGGGCACCACACCGGAGAGCAACAGGGAUGGUGUCUUCUCCUUGGACCGAAACACGGGGGUUCUGAAGUUGAGAAAGGCCAUGGACUAUGAGUCCACCAAAUGGUACCAGAUUGAUUUGAUGGCGCACUGCCCCCAUAAUGACACAUACUUGGUUUCCUUGGUGUCUGUCAACAUCCAAGUGAAGGAUGUCAAUGACAACAGGCCUCUAUUUGAGGCUGAUCCGUAUAAAGCUGUCCUCACCGAGAAUAUGCCAGUGGGAACCACAGUCAUUCAAGUGACGGCCAAUGACCAGGACACUGGGAAUGAUGGCCACGUGAGCUACAGGCUGCCAGUGGACCCCGACAGCAAUAUCCAUGAGCUCUUUGCCAUUGACAGUGAGACGGGCUGGAUCACCACACUCCAGGAACUUGACUGUGAGACCCAUCAGACCUACCACUUUUAUGUGGUGGCCUAUGACCAUGGCCGGACCAUCCAGCUAUCUUCCCAGGUACUGGUUGAAGUCUCCAUUACAGAUGAGAAUGACAAUGCUCCCCAAUUUGCUUCUGAAGACUACAGAGGAUCUGUGGUUGAGAACAGUGAACCUGGUGAACCUGUGGCCACUCUUAAAACCUUUGAUGCUGAUAUCUCUGAGCAGAACAGACAGGUCACCUGUUAUAUCACAGAGGGAGACCCCUUGGGCCAAUUUGGCAUCAGCCAAGUUGAAGAUGAGUGGAGGAUUUUCUCAAGGAAGACCCUGGACCGUGAGCACAUAGCCAAAUACUUGCUCAGAAUCACAGCUUCUGAUGGCAAGUUCCAGGCUUCGGUCACUGUGGAGAUCUUUGUCCUGGACAUCAAUGAUAACAGCCCACAGUGCUCACAGCUUCUCUAUACCGGCAAAGUCAAUGAAGAUAUAUCUCCAGGACACUUCAUUUUGAAAGUUUCUGCAACAGACUUGGACUCUGAUACCAAUGCUCAGAUCACGUAUUCUCUGCAUGGUCCCGGAGCAGAUGAAUUUAAACUAGAUCCUCAUACAGGAGAGCUGACCACACUCACAGCCCUAGACCGAGAGAGGAAGGAUAUGUACAGCCUUGUUGCCAAGGCAACGGACGGAGGGGGCCAAUCCUGUCAGGCAGAUGUGACCCUCCACGUGGAGGACGUGAAUGACAACGCCCCCCGUUUCUUCCCCAGCCACUGUGCUGUGGCUGUCUUCGACAACACCACAGUUCAGACCCCCGUGGCGGUGGUAUUGGCCCGAGAUCCUGACCAAGGCACCAAUGCCCAGGUAGUGUACUCUCUGACGGACUCUGCGGAAGGCCACUUCUCCAUCGAGGCCACCACAGGCGUGAUUCGGCUGGAGAAGCCGCUGCGGAUCAGGCCGCAGGCGGCACUGCAGCUCACCGUCCGUGCCUCGGACCUGGGCACCCCAAUCCCGCUGUCCACACUGGGCACCGUCACGGUCUCUGUGGUGGGCCUGGAAGACUACCUGCCCGUGUUCCUGAACACCGAGCACAGCGUGCAGGUGCCCGAGGACGCCCCGCUUGGCACAGAGGUGCUACAGCUGGCCACCCUCACGCGCCCGGGUGCCGAGAAGACCGGCUACCGCAUGGUCAGUGGGAACGAACAGGGGAGGUUCCGCCUGGAUGCCCGCACAGGGAUCCUGUACGUCAACAGGAGCCUGGACUUUGAGACAAGCCCCAAGUACUUCCUGUCCAUCGAGUGCAGCCGGAAAGGCUCUUCCUCCAUCAGUGACAUGACCACCAUUGUGGUCAACAUCACUGAUAUCAACGAACACCGGCCCAGAUUCCCGCAGGCUCUGUACAGCACGAGGGUGUUAGAGAAUGCCGUCGUGGGUAAAGUUGUGCUCACACUGUCAGCUACUGAUGAAGAUGGACCCCUAAAUAGUGACAUCACAUACAGCCUGGUAGGAGGGAACCAGCUUGGGCACUUCUACAUUCACCCCAAGAAGGGGGAGCUGCAGGUGGCCAAGGCCCUGGAUUGGGAACAGACUUCCAGCUAUUCCCUGAGGCUCCGAGCCACAGACAGCGGGCAGCCCCCCCUGCACGAUGACACUGACAUCGCUGUCCAUGUGAUUGAUGUGAAUGAUAACCCACCGAGAUUCUUCCAGCUCAAUUACAGCACCUCUGUCCAGGAGAACGCCCCCAUCGGCAGCCAAGUCCUGCAGCUGAUCCUGAGUGACCCAGACUCCCCAGAGAAUGGCCCUCCCUACUCAUUUCAAAUCACCAAGGGGAACGAUGGCUCUGCCUUCCGAGUGACCCCAGAUGGAUGGCUGGUGACCACCAUGGGCCUGAGCAGGAGAGCCCAGGAAUGGUAUCAGCUUCAGAUUGAGGUGUCCGACAGUGGCAUCCCUCCCCUCUCAUCUUCCACGUCCGUCAGAGUCCAUGUCACAGAGCAGAGCCACUACCCACCCUCCGCCCUCCCACUGGAGGUCUUCAUCACCAUCGGGGAGGAGGAGUUCCAGGGUGGCAUGGUGGGCAAAAUCCAUGCUACAGACCGAGACCCACAGGACACGCUGACCUACAGCCUGGCAGAGGAGGGGACCCUGGGCAGGCACUUCUCAGUGGGCACAUCGGAUGGCAAGAUUAUCGCCGCCCAGGGACUGCCUCGUGGCCGCUACACAUUCAAUGUCACCGUCAGCGAUGGGACCUUCACCACCACUGCCGGGGUCCACGUCCAUGUGUGGCACGUGGGGCGGGAGGCUCUGCAGCAGAGCGUGCGGAUGGGCUUCCAUCAGCUCACCCCAGAGGAGCUGGUGAGUGACCACUGGAGGAACCUGCAGAGGUUCCUCAGCAACAAGCUGGACAUCAAACGAGCCAACAUCCACCUGGCCAGCCUUCAGCCUACAGAGGCCAUGGCUGGGGUGGAUGUGCUCCUGGUCUUUGAGGGGCAUUCCAGAACCUUCCACAAGAUGCAGGAGCUGGCCACCAUCAUCACUCACUCAGCCAAGGAGAUGGAGCACUCGGUGGGAAUUCAGAUGAGGUCAGCCAUGCCUGUGGUGCCCUGCCAUGGGCCAAGCUGCCUGGGUCAGAUCUGCCAAGAGACAGUACGGCUGGGCCCCAGGGUCGGGCCCACGUACAGCACAGCCAGGCUCAGCAUCCUGACCCCGCGGCACCACCUGGAGAGGAACUGCUCCUGCAAUGGUACGGCCGCAAGGUUCAGCGGUCAGAGCUUCGGGCGGUACAGUCUCCCAGAGGCUCAGAACUGGCACAUCCUCUUCCGUCUGAAAACACUCCAGUCACAGGCCGUUCUCCUAUUCAGCAAUGCGACAGUGUGUAUCGCCCUGAAGCUGGUCAAUGGAGUGCUCCAACUGGAAUACCGCUGCCCAGGUGGUUUCUACGGAACGCUUUCCUCCCGGCUUCACGUGGAUGACCAAGAGUGGCACUCCAUUCUGCUGAAGGAGACGGACACUUCCCUUCUCCUGUUGGUUGACAGCGCAGGCAACGGCUCCCUGGUGCUCCCAGAGACCUGCCAGGGUUUGAGGCCUGAAAGAGACCUCUUUCUGGGUGGCCUUGUCCUCUCGCAUUCUCCCCCAAAUGUCUCCCAGGGCUUCGAAGGUUGCUUGGAUGCCAUCACAAUCAACGGAGAGGCCCUGGAGCUGCUGGCCCAUGGCAGGAAGGCGGCAGGCUUGCUGGAGAGGCAGGCCCUCACCCAGUGCUGCUUCCACAGUGACGAAUGCAGCCAGAACCCGUGUCUCAAUGGUGGGAAGUGUUCACAGGCCCACGGGAAAGAGGGGACGUGGAUCAGGCAAUAUAGUAACUCGGCCCUCUGCCUACAUCUCUGUCUCUGCAGGUGUGAAAUGGAAGCAAGGGGCUGCUCAGAAGGACACUGCCUCAUCACCCCUGAGAUCAAAAAGGGCGACUGGGGGCAGCAGGAGAUCCUGAUCAUCAUCGUGGUCCUACUUUUCACCAUCGUCAGCAUUGUAGGGCUUCUCUUCUACUGCCGCCGUUGCAAGUCUCACAAGCCCGUGGCCAUGGAAGACCCGGACCUCUUGGCCAGGAGUGUUGGUGUUGACACUCAAGCUAUGCCUGCCAUUGAACUCAACCCCCUGAGCACCAGCUCCUGCAAUAAUCUGAACCAACUGGAGCCUAGCAAGACCUCAGUUCCGAAUGAACUCGUCACUUUUGGACCCAGCUCGAAGCAGCAGCCAGUGGUCUGCAGUGUACCUCCCAGACUCCCUCCGGCUGCGGUUCCUUCCCGCUCUGACAAUGAGUCCAUCAUUAAGAGGACCUGGUCAGGCGAGGAGAUGGUGUACCCAGGUAGAGUCACUGUCUGGCCCCCGACUUACUCCAGGAAGGAACGCUGGGAAUACCCCCACUCUGAAGUGACCCAGGGCCCUCUGCCGUCCUCACCUCACCACCAUCAGACCCCAGCUGUGAUGCCGGAACCCAAUGGCCUCUACGAGGGGUUCCCCUUCCCACUGCAGCUGGAGAACAAGCGGGCGCCCCUCCCACCCCGUUAUAGCAACCAGAACCUGGAAGAUCUGAUGCCCCCACGACCUCCCAGUCCCCGGGAGCGCCUGCUGGCCCCCUGUCUCAAUGAGUACACAGCUAUCAGCUACUACCACUCCCAGUUCCGGCAGGGCGGGGGAGGGCCCUGCCAGGCAGAGGGGGGCUACAAGGGCGUGAGUAUGCGCCUCAGCCGGGCAGGGCCGUCUUAUGCUGACUGCGAGGUGGGAGGUGGGCUUCCCACAGGCCAGGGCCAGCCCCAGGUCCCCCCCAACUAUGAGGGCUCUGACAUGGUGGAGAGUGAUUAUGGGAGCUGUGAGGAGGUCAUGUUCUAGCUGUCCUCAGAGGCAGGCAGGCGGGAGGCCAAGGACUUGGCACCUUCCUCCUGUCCAGCAGGGAGUGAGUUGAGCGUGGCUGGGAAAGUGGGAGGGAAGCCCCCAUACCCAGUCCAGGCUGCCGUACCUUGAAAUGUGCUCAUCCAGACCCCUAGCUAGUCCCUGAAGAUAGAGGGAAGCUGAGGGAGAGCUCCAGAAACAGCACUAGGGCCCCAGGCAGAAAGGGAGGCACAGAGCAGUGGCCUUGGAAAACCAGGAAAAACGGACUCCUGCUAUGGGCGAGAGGCAGCGUGUCUCAUUGAUCUGUCCUCUCUCAGUCCCCAGGGAGGCAGAGCCUGAACUACCGGGUCAGCUCUGUCAGGGCGGAUUCUUACACCUGCCCACAGCUCCAUUCUGGAGGCAGAGGCAGGUCCAUGCCUCACAGGCUACCAACACACCUGCUGGAGAGAUGAUGUCCCAGGGUCGCUGACCUGGGAAGGCCACAGGGUGUCCUAGGAGCUGAGAGGUGAGCAGCAGGCGAGCAGUUCCCAAAAGUCGCCUACGCGCCCUGCCUCAUUCGUCCAUCCACUGCAGCAUCUGCUCCAUGUUAGUCACUGUGCUAGGCAUCGGGGAUUAGAUGAUGAAUGAAGGCAACAAGGGUGCCCGAGGAGCAUCAUCACUUGGCCUCAGUCUUCUUGAGGUCCCCCUCCUCGAAUUCCGAUUCCAACCAAGCAGCUCGCUCUGCCUCUUUAAGUCACAUGACUUUCUACAAGCCAGGGCCAGCCAGCAUUCACCCAGCCCUGGGCCUUCUUUGUUUAAGAAUUCAGACCUCAUGGAACUCUGGGUUCUUCAUCCCAAGUUUCUCAAGCACUUUGGGCCAAAGGCAGGAAGGACAUGAUUCUCCGUUUUUAAAAUGCUUAGGCACUUUUCAACCUUGCUGUCUAGACGAGUUGCCCCAAAGGGGAUUUUUCUUCCCUAGACGCAAGGAGCUCAGAAUGUCCAUUCGGGGCAGGGUGGAGGCAGGGAACCAGACAGUAGUGUCCAGACUGGACACCCAGCCCUUGCCUGCCCUUCCGUCUCAGAUGCCUGCCAAUCUAAGUAUUACCUACAGUGACUCCGCCCUAUGCAUGGAGGGUCAAUGUGGGCACAUGUCUACACAUGUGGGCGCUGUGUAUAGUCUGUGUGUACACAUGUAUAGAGUGUAUGUAGCCAGGAGUGGCAGCAGCCAGAGAAUUCUGGUGGCCUCGCCACUCCCUCCCCUGCCAAUCCCUCUCUCCGGUCCAUUGCCUUUUCAUGUGUUGUUUCUGGAGACAAAAGUCAAAAGGAAGAACAACAGGGACUCUCACUCACAGGGUUGCUGCUUACAGCGAGAGGGGGCUGUGUGAGGGAGAGCAUGUUUGUGUGAGUGGUUAGUGGCUGUGCGUGCGACUGUGAGUGUGAAUGACGGGGUGCAUGGUUUCACUGGUCAUUUUUUUUUUUUAACAAUAAAGUAUCUUUUUUUACUGUUA
Hipposideros armiger (great roundleaf bat) is the source of this 13683-nucleotide messenger RNA. RefSeq names its product FAT atypical cadherin 2 (gene FAT2). The coding region runs from base 185 to 12196 and encodes 4003 amino acids. Gene Ontology annotation, cellular component: plasma membrane; cell-cell junction. Gene Ontology annotation, molecular function: calcium ion binding. Gene Ontology annotation, biological process: homophilic cell-cell adhesion. The record is from RefSeq and is a predicted model, not a curated record. The transcript has 22 exons. Lineage: Eukaryota; Metazoa; Chordata; Mammalia; Chiroptera; Hipposideridae.